AUGGCUGAAGUCCAGCUCAACUUCCUAAGUUUUCCCAUCCUUGCCUUUGUGUGUUGGGUGGGGCUCCUUCUUCUGUCACUGUGCUACCUAAAGGGAAACUCAAGUUUCUCAAUAUUUUGGAAACAGGGAGACAUCGAUCAGCAUCAGGGCAGAACCAGGAGGAGAAGGAAAGGCAGCACACUGGCAGGUUGGAGAACUUGCCAGAGCGAAGCAGAGGAGGCAAGAAAGGAGCUUUAUCUUCUGCAAAGUUUUGUACUUCCUAUCUCCUGCAGGCCCCUGGGCCGGCAUGAUGAUACCACCUGCUUUCGUCAGCUGUUAUGUCCAGACCCCUUCUGUGAGGUGUGUAAUAACGCAACUGCUGAGGUCAAUCGGCUGCUGUUCCCGGAGGCCCUAGAAGACGCUACUUCCUCUGUGUCUCCUUUGGCUUCCACAGCUCCUGUGACUGAGUCAUCGUUUACUCUGUCCCAGGCCUUCUCAGCAGCUCCUCCAGGAAACCUACCACCAGCCUCUCUGCCGGAGCCUCCCUCGCUGCCCACCUCUAUUCUCUCUCCUAGCCCAACGACCCCCUUAACUGACUUUUUUUUACCCUCACCAAUGGGCCACUCUCUGGCCUCAGAGCCUUUUUCUUCCUUGGAUUCCAAAUUCCCAGUGGAUUAUUCCCCACCCCAAACCUUUGCUUUCCCCCACCUCCUACCACAUGACACUCAGACAGCAGACCCUGUUGUCCCACCAGAGGCCACAUUGUUUCUGGAUACCAUUUCCUCUCUUGACCCCACCCUUUCCCAAGAUAUCAAGCCCUUAUCAGAUUUGUCCCAGGCAAUGAAUCCCACUGAUUCUUUUGCUUGUCCUCGUGCACCACUGACCCUAUUUGUUUCACCACAGCCAGACUGCACUUUAUCUGUGACUCAACCUAAAUCAAUUUCCACUUUACUAAAGCCUGUUCUGGAGAAGUCAUCUCCAGAUAGCCCUAGUGAGUUGUCCACUUGUGUUUCAACAAUCAGAGGCACUGAACAGUCAAGCCUGUCAGUUUCAGACUUGACUUUUCAGUUUUUAGUGUUGCUGUUUUUAAUCUUUUUUUUCUGGGUACUUUUAGGUAUUUUUGGAGAAGGGAGCAGCACCCAGCCAGAUGCCAUUUAA
Rangifer tarandus platyrhynchus (Svalbard reindeer) is the source of this 1137-nucleotide messenger RNA. The record is from the annotation of a GenBank genome assembly. Lineage: Eukaryota; Metazoa; Chordata; Mammalia; Artiodactyla; Cervidae.